This is a messenger RNA of Labeo rohita (rohu), 4139 nucleotides long. RefSeq names its product phosphatidylinositol glycan anchor biosynthesis, class Q (gene pigq). The transcript is spliced from 11 exons. The record is from RefSeq and is a predicted model, not a curated record. Gene Ontology annotation, cellular component: membrane; endoplasmic reticulum. Bases 270 to 2024 code for a protein of 584 amino acids. Gene Ontology annotation, biological process: GPI anchor biosynthetic process. NCBI's taxonomy places the organism in Eukaryota, Metazoa, Chordata, Actinopteri, Cypriniformes, Cyprinidae.
UUUCAAUGACGGACUGUCAACAAUACGAACGUUAUGGGUUGUCUAACGUUGCUCCUAUGGUAAACCGGUUUUCAGUUAGUUUAGCAAGAGUCACCACUGGACUAUUAUUUUUUUUUUUCGGGACUAUGCCUGCAUUGGUUAUCGCAUAUAGUAAAGUUAACUUGCUCGUUGUCGGUGACAAGAAAAGAGCAACGUCUCAGAAGUCAUUGCCCUUAAAAUUCCACAAGGAGUGUAUCUUUCACUAUUGCCGGACUUUAUAGCACACCAUCAUGGUGCUGAAGAUCUUCUUUCCCCAGUGCUGUAACACUGCCGACAGCGGCCUGCUGGUUGGGCGCUGGAUCCCAGGUCACAAUUCUGCUGUGGUGCUGGCUGUCGUUCACUACCCCUUCAUACCGGGUCAGGUGAAGAAGUACUUGAGUGAGCUGCAGAGCCAGACUCAGGUGGAUCUGACCGUCCUGGGUUCCUGGAGUAUGCCCAAAGAAGGUCAAGAAGGCAUGGACAGCUUCCUGAAAGACCUGAGUACCAUCUUUCCUCAGAAAUGUUGGCUGCAGUUGAGCCGUGAGAUUGGCAAAAGAGGCUUUACCUGCCAGGUGGUCCAAAACAAUGGUACGCUUCUACUGGAUCAAGAGCAGAAAAAUGGUGAUGAAAGCAGCAAGGGAGAUAAGAUCAUCCUCAUUCAUUACGACCAGAGGAAGGUUAUGCUCUCCCAGCUUCACCCGGUGCAGGAUGCGGGCCAGAAGUCUGAUAUCGAGCCUUCAGAGCUGCGCUUGGUCUUCCAGACAGUUGCUCAAAGUCAGCCUCUCUUUUUCCUCGACAAAUAUGAUGACGGGCCUCUUAAACUCAGCCACUGGCAGUCUGAAGGCAGGGAGGCGAGUAUUAUUGCAGAGCUUUUAAAACAAGCGUCGGUUCCGGUCUGCGUCUUUUUAACGUGGCUGCUGUCUGUGUGGCAAUGGUUGUGCAGCUUCAGGAUUUUACAUUUGCGUCCAGUGCUGUUCAUUUCAAGCAAGCUCUCCACCUGUGUUCAGUCGGGGUACAGGGCAGUUCAUUUCAAAACUGUUUUCUCUCCCAAAAAAGCUGCUACGCACAUGGAAUUCAUGAGAAAAGCGAACAUCUUUGUGUCUUUUUUUGUGGACAUAGCCCUUGGUUUGCUGCUUAUCUCGUGGCUUUAUAGGGAGAAUCGUAUCAGUAAAUUAGCAGAUACUUUGGUACCCAUGGCUGAUCGUGUGGCUAAUGAGCUCCAGGAGCUGUUAGAGUGGCUGAUGGGAGCUCCUGCUGGACUGAAGAUGAACAAAGCUCUCGACCAGGUGCUGGGGAGAUUCUUUCUCUACCACAUUCAUCUGUGGAUCAGUUACAUCCACCUGAUGUCUCCUUUCAUUGAGAGGAUCCUGUGGUAUGUUGGACUUUCAGCCUGCUUGGGACUGACCUUUGCUCUGUCCGUAUUGUCCGACAUCGUGGCCCUCCUCACUUUCCACAUCUAUUGUUUUUAUGUGUACGGGGCAAGACUCUACUGCCUGAAGAUCUACGGUCUCUCCUCCUUGUGGCGGCUCUUCAGGGGAAAGAAAUGGAAUGUGUUGAGGCAGAGGGUUGACUCAUGCUCAUACGACCUGGACCAGUUGUUCAUUGGCACAUUGCUCUUUACAAUUCUGCUGUUCCUGCUUCCCACCACUGCCCUGUAUUACCUCGUCUUUACCCUGCUACGGCUGGUGGUGGUGCUGUUUCAGGGAGUGAUUCACCUAAGUGUCGACUUCAUCAACUCCUUCCCCCUGUUUGCCAUCGGCCUGCGUAUCUGCAGACCAUACAGACUGGCAGAGGGCGUUAAAUUCAAUGUACUUUGUCAGGAGCCAGAAACUCCUCUUCACCUGAUGAUGGAGAUCAACCCAUUGAAGUGCAGCUCUGUGCUGCAAACUUACCGGACGCCCACUUACAGCUGUUACCCUAAGGAUUCCUGGGCCGCGUUGUGCAAGAAGCUGUUUGUAGGAGAACUCAUCUACCCCUGGAAGCAGAAGACUGCCAAGACGGACUAACUUUGGGACCUGGUAGACAGCAGCCAGAGACAUUAACAAUUGGGAGAAGGUUCCCUAUUGGUCAAACUGCACAGAAUUUCAUGAUAGUCUUAAUUAGGUAUUUAACAGAAGUAGAUAUUCCGACAUUGUAGAUUUAAAUCACGAUCUUUCCUUUUCUAAACAUUGAUCAGAAUCUUUGAUUGAAACUGUGAUUAUUUUUUCAUAUUUAUUUUAAAACUACUACUACUUUUUUAUAACACUGAAGAUGUACCAUUUAAAAAAAGUAUUAAUUAUAUUGUAACUUUGAUAGUUAAAACUUGUUCCUCUCUCACAACCAUAAUUUAAUGAAGAUCAUUUGAACUGGAAGUGACACCGUUGACGUCUCCUCAGUUUCUUUGCUGUCUGUCAUGAUGGACUGAUGUACACUACCAGUCAAAUAUUAAUAUUUUUAAAGAAGUCUCUUCUGCUCACCAAGCCUGCAUUUAUUUGAUCCAAAGUACAGAAAAAACUGUGAAAUUUUAAAAUAUUUUUAUAACUGUUUUUCAACUGAAUAUAUUUUAAAAUGUCAUUUAUUUCUGUGAUUUCAAAGCUGAAUUUUUAGCAUCAUUACUCCAGUCUAUUAUUCUACUAUUAUUUUUAAUAAUAUAUUUACAUUUAUAAUACAAUAUUAUAAUAUAAUAAUACAUAAUAUAAUACAUUUUGUAAUAAUAAUACUAAUAAUAUCAUGUUGAAACCAGCUGAGUAUAAUUUUUCAGGUUUCUCUGAUGAAUAGAAAGUUCAGAAGAACAGCAUUUAUCUGCAAUAGAAAUCUUUUGUAACAUUAUAAAUGUCUCUAUUAUCACUUUUGAUCAAUUUAAAGCAUCCUUAGUAUUAAUUUGAAUGGUGUAGUGUAUAAUGUUACAAAAGCUUUUUAUUUCAGAUAAAUAUCUUUGGAUCUUUCUAUUCAUCAAAGAACCCUGAAAAAAAAUUACUCAACUGUUUUAAAUACUGGUAAUAAUAAUAAUAAUGUUACUUGAACAGCAAAUUAGAAUAUUAUAAUGAUUUCUGAAGGAUCCUGUGACACUGAAGACUGGAGUAAUGAUGCUGAAAAUGUAGGUUUGAUCACAGGAACAAAUUACAUUUUAAAAUAUAUUUUAAUAGAAAGCAGUUAUUUUUAAAUAGUAAAAAUAUUUCACAAUAUUACUGCUUUUGCUGUAUUUUGGAUCAAAUAAAUGCAGGCUUGUUAAGUAGAAAAGAAUUCUUUAAAACAUUAAAAAUCUUACUGUUUAAAAACUUUUGACUGAUAGUGUAAAGAUAAUCACUGGUAGAAGUGGACCAUUAGUCAGUAGACAUUUAUGAGUCUGAUCUAGCUGCCUAAUGUGACCUGGCUCUGAAUAUUAAAUUUAGUACAGAUUUGUGUACAUUAUUCACUUGUUAUGUCAGUGUUGCCAAAUUGUUGUUUUGUAGCUAUUGUUAUUAAUAUAAAUGAUUUAACAAAAUCAAGAUUUUUAUAAACGCAGAUGAUCAUGAUCAAAAUAUGCAUUUGUGCUGUUGAUUUUCAAACCUUAAAUUUACCUCAAUAAAGUUUAUUUAAUAACUUUUUUAAACAUGACAGUAUCCUUGUGCAUCUUAGAUCAUACUUAUGAUUCAUGUUUGGACUAUAAACCGUUGCUAUUUGAAGUCAAUUUUCAGAAACGUGCCAGUAUAACAAGUCUUGCAUCUUCUGUUUGGGAGAACAACCUAUGAAGAAUGUGCUCAAACUGGACUGAGAACACAAUGAUAGCAAUGACAGGCUUAUGACUAUUCAGUGAAAACAGAAAACAGAUGAAAAACAUCUGAGCUGGGGAUUCACCUUCAUGUUUUUUAAGGGCAGUGUCUUUCUUCUUCUUUUUUUUUUGUUUGUUUUACAAGAAAUUCAUAUUUUUCUUUAGCUAGGGGUGCAUUAAAUUGAUCAAAAGUGGCAGUAAAGACUUAUAGUGUUACAAAAUAUUUCUACUGAAGUAAAUGCAGUUCUUUUAUUAUUAAAAAUGAUAAAUGUUUCUUGAGCAGCAAAUCAGAAUAUUAGAAUGACUUCUGAAGACUGGAGUAAUGAUGCUGAAAAUUCAGCUUUGACAUCACAGAAAUAAAUUACAUUUGUGAACUGUUAUUUAAAAUAAU